Messenger RNA from Chinchilla lanigera (long-tailed chinchilla), 3644 nucleotides. It is a transcript of the gene Cdh17, whose product is annotated as cadherin 17, LI cadherin (liver-intestine). Lineage: Eukaryota; Metazoa; Chordata; Mammalia; Rodentia; Chinchillidae. The transcript has 18 exons. Gene Ontology annotation, biological process: multicellular organism development; cell-cell junction assembly; calcium-dependent cell-cell adhesion. The record is from RefSeq and is a predicted model, not a curated record. Gene Ontology annotation, cellular component: catenin complex; adherens junction; plasma membrane. Gene Ontology annotation, molecular function: cadherin binding; calcium ion binding. Bases 352 to 2847 code for a protein of 831 amino acids.
GUCUCUUCUCAUCAGUGACCUAGAGCACGGAGGAAAGGUUCUCAUGGGACCCGGGAAGCAGGGAGGAGAGAUUGCUCCUUGUACUUGCACUGGGCUGGAAGCACCAAAAAGGAAAGGAAGAUUCUAGCCCAGCUUGGGAGAAGCCCAGAAACGAACUUCAGGAGGGAAAAGUGGGCCCAGCUGAUCCCCAGAGUGGCAUCAGUUCUCAUCUUCACCAGAGACUGCUAAAGCAAUUGAAUUUAGGAAUCAGGACUCUAAAAGAGGUUUUGACUUCAGAAGUCUAGAGGUAUUGACUUGAGCUGAGUGGGAACAGAAACCUUUGCUUUGAGGAGUUUGAGCAAGAAUAGCAAGAUGACUCCAGCCCGUCCUCACUCCCUGUGUCUGCUUAUACUUUAUUUGACAGUGGGAAAUGGUCAAGACGGGAAAUUUAGUGGACCCCUGAAGCCCAUGACAUUUUCCAUUUACGAAGGCCAAGAAUCAAGUCAAGUCAUCUACCAGUUUAAGCUCAAUCCUCCUGCUGUGGCUUUUGAACUAGAUGGGGAGACAGAUGACAUAAUUAAGAUGGAACCUAAUGGACUCCUGUAUUACAUCAGAGCCCUGGACAGGGAAACAAGAGCUACUCACAAUCUCCAGAUUGCAGCCCUGGAUGCUCAAGGAGUGACAGUGGAGGGUCCAGUCCCUAUCACCAUAGAAGUGAAGGACAUCAACGACAAUCGUCCCAUGUUCUCUCAGGAGAAGUAUGAAGGCUCAGUGAGGCAGAACUCUCGCCCAGGAAAGCCAUUUAUGUAUGUCAAUGCUACAGACCUGGAUGACCCAGCCACUCCUAACGGCCAGCUUUUUUAUCAAAUUGUCAUCCAGCUCCCCAAGAUCGACAAUGUUAUGUACUUUCAGAUCAACAACAAAACAGGAGAAAUAUCCCUUACCCAACAAGGGGCGCAGGAACUGGAUCCUGUGAAGAAUCCUUCCUACAAUCUGGUGGUCUCAGUGAAGGACAUGGGAGGCGAGAGUGAGAAUUCCUUCAGUGAUACUGUGUCUGUGGAUAUUACCGUGAAGGAGAAUAUUUGGAAAGCCCCAGACACUGUGGAGAUUAUAGAAAACUCAACUGAUCCUCACCCCGUGAAAAUUACCCAGGUGCAGUGGAAUGAACCGGGUGCACAGUAUUCCUUAGUUGAAAAGGAGAAGCUUCCAAAAUUCCCCUUUUCAAUUGACCAGGAAGGACAUAUUUAUGUGACUCAGCCCCUGGACCGAGAAGAAAAGGAUUCGCACGUUUUUUAUGCAGUUGCAAAGGACGAGUAUGGAAAACCACUUUCACACCCGCUGCAAAUUCACGUGAAAGUUAAAGACAUUAAUGACAACCCACCGUCCUGUCCAUCUGCAGUGACUGUAUUUGAGAUCCAGGAGAAUGAAGCCUUGGGGAGCAGUAUCGGGGUCUUUACUGCCCAUGACCUGGAUGAAGUAAACACCAUCAACAGUAUCUUACAGUAUAAAAUUGUGGAGCAAACCCCCAAAAUUCCCGUGGAUGGACUCUUUCUGGUUGAAGAAUAUGAGGGAAAGAUCCAGUUAGCUAGACAGUCCUUGAAGAAGCAAGAUGCUCCUCAGUACAACUUAACAGUGGAGGUGUCUGACAAAGAUUUCAAGACCCUCUGUGCUGUAGCAAUCAAUGUUAUUGAUAUCAACGAUCAGAUUCCCAUCUUUGAAAAAUCAGAUUAUGGAAGCCUGACUCUUCCUGAAGACACAGCUGUUGGGUCCAACAUCUUAAUCAUCAGAGCCACAGAUGCCGAUGAGCCAUUUACUGGGAGUUCUAAAAUCGUGUACCAGAUUAUACAGGGAGACAAGGAGGGAAGACUGGGGAUUGACACAGAUCUCCAUACCAAUGCAGGAUAUGUCACAAUUAAGAAGCCUCUUGAUUUCGAAACAGCAUCUAUUUCCAAAAUUGUGGUCCACGCAGAAAAUCCCGAGCCUCUGGUGUCUGGUGUGAAGUACAACGAGAGUUCUUUUGCCAACUUCACUCUCUUUGUGACGGAUGUGAAUGAAGAACCUGUGUUUCCCCAACAUGUCUUCCAAGCGGAAGUCAGUGAGGCUGUGGCUGUGGGCACUAAAGUGGGCAAUGUGACCGCCCGGGAUCCCGAAGGGCAGGACGUAAGAUAUUCCCUGAGAGGCGACACAAGAGGUUGGCUUAAAAUUGACCCCAUCACUGGCGAGAUCUUCAGUGUGGCUCCACUGGACAGGGAGACUGAAAGUGUGUAUCGGGUACAAGUGGUGGCCACUGAAGUAGGUGGCUCCUCCCUAAGCUCCACGUCUUUUUUCCACCUGGUCCUCAAGGAUGUGAAUGACAACCCCCCGCGGCUGGCCAAGGACUACACAGACCUGUUCUUCUGCUACCCCCUCAGGACACCGGGAAGCCUGGUGUUCGAGGCCACGGACGACGAUCAGCAGACUUUGCGGGGUUUCCACUUCACAUUUGCCCUCGGCAGUGAAAGCUUACAGAACGACUGGGAAGUUUCCAAAAUCAAUGGAACUUUUGCCAGAAUUUCCACCAAGCACACAGCCUUUGAGGAGAGAGUUUACAAAAUCCCAAUCCGUAUCAGUGAUGGAGGCCGGCCACCCUUGGAAGGGACGGUCGAUUUACCAGUUACCUUUUGUACCUGUGUAGAAGGAAGCUGUUUCCAGCCAAUAGGCAGACAGGAUGGGAUGCCCACUGUGGGUAUGGCUGUUGGUAUACUCCUGACUACUUUUCUAGUCAUUGGUAUAAUUUUAGCAGUUGUGUUUAUUCGCAUCAAGAAGAAGAAAGGCAAAGAUAAUGUUGAGAAUGCUCAGGCAUCUGAAGUUAAACCCCUGAGAAGCUGAAUUGGAGAAGGAACGUUUGAGUUUAGACUAUGUGAAGUGCUAUUUCAAUGACACAACUGUUUAAUCUCAUAAUUUUAGUUUUCAUCUAACAUGUGUGCUAUAAUUUUUUACAGAUAUUCCCUCUUGCCCUUUAAUAUUUUACUCUUAGAUAUUUCAUGUACUAUAGACAUUAGAAAUAUUUUCCAUUUUCCCAUGACAUUUUUCCCCCCUCUAAAGCCUCAGCUACUUAACCCAAACUAAAAAUGUAUGUGUUCUUCCCCUUUGGGAAAAGAUAAGCUAAUUAAAUAUUCUGCACAUUUUUUUGCUUCAUCAAGGGGAGUUAUCAGUUAUCCACCAUAGAACUUUCUGGAUUCCAUGAAUGCCUUUUCUGAUUCCAUCCUUUGUCCACGUCUCCUUUUACUGAAUUACAAAAGAACAAAGAGAGGUCUUAGGGAGACCUGAAAGAGCAGCCUUGACCCUCAGUAUGAAGAGAAACUCUUCUGUGUUAUUCACCAUCCUUAACCCAAAGUGGUCAGUGCUGCUGUCCAGCUUGGGAAUGGCCCAGAGCCCUAGGAAACGCCCAACACAGUUGCUCUGUUUCCACAAAGGCCUACUUCAUACACCUGGGGGAAGAAACAAUCAGCUGCCUGGGUUUACUCACUCCCUACCACGCUUACAUGCUGCGCAUGUUUUCUUUAUUUGUAUAUUAAUAAAGUUUUGGUUAUUAUGUAUUUAACAUGUGGAAGAAAAUAAGGAAGCAUGGAAGUGGCACCAAAAAUCAAGAAUAAAGGUUUGUGGUGGUUGUUUUGUUUCCCUGA